Messenger RNA from Ceutorhynchus assimilis (cabbage seed weevil), 1437 nucleotides. NCBI's taxonomy places the organism in Eukaryota, Metazoa, Arthropoda, Insecta, Coleoptera, Curculionidae. The record is from the annotation of a GenBank genome assembly.
GUUACACACAGGCCUUAUGAGGAUAAGCCAUCCUGUAGUAGUUGUGUGUAUCAUCCUUGACAUCCAUCGACAUCGAAACGACCACGACGUGCCACGACCAUAACAUAACCUCCUUUGUAUUUUUAGCAUGGCAAAUUUCUUAAAAAUUGUUUUUGAGGAAACAUCGAAUCAGAAAAAUGUUGACAACUAUGAAUAUCGCAACAAACCAUUUUCUCAUAGCCCAGUGCAACAGGCAUUUAUCAAAAACUAUGAACUACUUACCCAAGGACCCGAUGUCAAGACAGUUUAUCAUGUAAAAUUAACUCUAAAGGAGCGCUCAUUUGAUUUCCUUCCUGGAGACGCAAUAGGCAUUUUGCCUGAAAAUGAUGAAAACGAAGUCAACGAGCUGCUAAUAAGGCUUGGAGUGGAAGAAAUUAGCCAUAAACCAUGUAAAUUGGAAAUUUUGGAAAACACAACUAAGAAAAACGCAACUGUGCCAAAAUAUUUACCAAAACACGAUAAUAUUUACAGCAUAUUUUUGAAAUAUAUUGACAUCAGAAGUGCACCCAAAAAGUUAUUCCUAAAAAGCCUUAUGAAAUAUACUAAAGAUCCUACAGAAAAGGAAAAACUUGAUUUUAUAUGUUCUCCUGCUGGCUCAAGUGAAUACACAACACUUUUGACACAAAACCGCAGCUUGUUAGCAUUACUAAAUUCAUUUCCUUCUUGCGAACCGCCUAUAGAAUUAAUAUUAGAGCAUUCCACAGCCCUAAAUCCAAGAUUUUUUUCAAUUGCUUCUUCUCCAUUAGACAAAAAUCUGUCCAUUGUAUUCAAUAUUUUAGUGCUAGAAAACGGCUUAAAAGGGGUUUGUACAGGUUGGCUUGAAAAGUGCAUUAACAGCGAACAAUGUAAAACAAUACCAAUUCCCAUAUAUUUUAGAAAACCUAGUAAUUUUCGCUUGAACAAUUUAGAUAAGAAAAUUGUAUUAGUGGCAACUGGUACAGGUUUAGCACCAUUUCUUGGUUAUUUACAACACAAAGUCAACAUUGGUGCUUCAGAAGAAACGUGGCUUUUUUAUGGUUGCAGAUAUUCCACAAGAGAUUUUUUAUUUGGAAGCAAAUUGGAAGUUUACAAAGAGAAUAAAACAUUAACUAAACUCUCUACAGCCUUUUCGAGAGAGGGAAAUACAAAGGAAUAUGUUCAAAAUAGAAUUUUUGAAAACAAAGAAGAUAUUGUUAAAGUUUUUGAUGAAGAGGCAAUUGUGUACGUGUGCGGUGACAAAAUUGUUGUAAAAGAUGUGAAGGAAAUUUUUGUACAGUGCUUUAUGGAAUGUAAAUGUAUCGAGAGGCCAAACGCUGAAAAGAUCUUGGAUGGUUUGGUGGAAAGUGGAAGGAUUGUGGUUGAUUCUUGGGUUUAAGAUUCUUUUUUAUCAUAAAUGAAGUAUUUUUUUGUUACAAAAUA